GUGGUUCCCUAAGUGAUCACAGAGCAAGCUGGUGCCAGAGCCUGGACCUAGAGUGCUGUUGGUGGGAAGCAGGAGGAGGGUCCUGCCUCCAGGAAUAGAUGGACAUGGCCUGGCAGAUGAUGCAGCUGCUGCUUCUGGCUUUGGUGACUGCUUCGAGGAGUGCCCAGCCCAGGAGUUCGCGGGCCAGGACGGACCUGCUCAACGUCUGCAUGAACGCCAAGCACCACAAGGCACAGCCCAGUCCCGAGGACGAACUGUAUGGCCAGUGCAGUCCCUGGAAGAAGAAUGCCUGCUGCACGGCCAACACCAGCCAGGAGCUCAACUUUAAACUGUACAACUUUAACUGGGACCACUGUGGUAAGAUGGAGCCCGCCUGCAAGCGCCACUUUAUCCAGGAUGCCUGUCUCUAUGAGUGCUCACCCAACUUGGGGCCCUGGAUCUGGCAGGUCAACCAGAGCUGGCGCAAAGAGCGCAUCCUGAAUGUGCCCCUGUGCAAAGAGGACUGUGAGCGAUGGUGGGAGGACUGUCGCACCUCCUACACCUGCAAAAGCAACUGGCACAAAGGCUGGAAUUGGACCUCAGGGAUUAAUGAGUGUCCGGCCCGGGCCCUCUGCCGCACCUUUGAGUCCUACUUCCCCACUCCAGCCGCCCUUUGUGAAGGCCUCUGGAGCCACUCCUUCAAGGUCAGUAACUACAGUGGAGGGAGCGGCCGCUGCAUCCAGAUGUGGUUUGACUCAGCCCAGGGCAACGCCAAUGAGGAGGUGGCCAAGUUCUAUGCUGCGACCAUGAAUGCUGGGGCCCCGUCCCGUGGGAUUAUUGGUUCCUGAUCCAAGAAGGGUCCUCUGGGGUUCUUCCGACAACCUAUUCUACUAGACAAAUCCACAUGUG
Macaca mulatta (Rhesus monkey) is the source of this 888-nucleotide messenger RNA. RefSeq names its product folate receptor gamma-like. NCBI's taxonomy places the organism in Eukaryota, Metazoa, Chordata, Mammalia, Primates, Cercopithecidae. Gene Ontology annotation, cellular component: external side of plasma membrane. Gene Ontology annotation, biological process: sperm-egg recognition; fusion of sperm to egg plasma membrane involved in single fertilization; cell adhesion. The record is from RefSeq and is a predicted model, not a curated record. Gene Ontology annotation, molecular function: signaling receptor activity.